Messenger RNA from Cryptomeria japonica (Japanese cedar), 2369 nucleotides. Its product is annotated as protein JINGUBANG. The transcript has a single exon. Gene Ontology annotation, molecular function: protein binding. Lineage: Eukaryota; Viridiplantae; Streptophyta; Pinopsida; Cupressales; Cupressaceae. The coding region runs from base 621 to 2012 and encodes 463 amino acids. The record is from RefSeq and is a predicted model, not a curated record.
AAAGCCUGAGCCAAUUAAAUCAGCCAUGCUUACAAGCGCACCACCUUAAUGCUAGACCACAGUCUACAAACUGUGUUGUUUUUUAAAAUGCUAAGAAUUCCAUUAGCCAAAUAUCUGGAUUCUUUCACCUUGUGAAAGAUAAAAGCCCGUCGGUAAUGUGUCUCCUAUAAAAAAAUAGAAUCCGCUCGUCAAACCUAUGCUGAGGGGUAGGCCAUGUUUAAAUCCUUGAAAAGAUAUUUCCAAAUGCCAUAUAUGCAGAAUGGUCAGCUGCUUCUCCUCCAAUAUAUCUCUAUUACUCACACUAACAAGAUCUAUAGAAACCCAUAAAUGGCUUCUUGGUUGGUCCUAAUGAGAGCCUGGAAUCUAGGCCCUCUGUCAUCUCCUCCAAUAUAUCUCUUUUACUCACACUAACAGAUAUGUAGAAACCCAUCUAUGGCUUCCUAUUUAGUUUUAUAUGAAAGCCUGGAAUCUAGACUCUCUGUCAUUAAUUUGUAUUGUACAUAGUCCAUUGAUUUCCUGCAGUGAUUAAGUGGGUAGUAUAGAGAGAAUACAGUGUCUGGCUUAUCAAGAAGCCAGGUAUUUCAGGAUUGAAUGAAGUUGGUCUUACAUGGUAGAAGAGGAUGCAGGUUUCCAUGGUUUAUUCUGCAGUCACUAAACCAGGGGAUCGGGAGAAGGAAGAUAAUAAUAUAGAAUGCCAUGACAAAGAUGGAAAUCGAAUGGGAUGUAUACCAACAAGCUCUUUGGAACUUGAAGGCCCAUUCACCUAUGAUUCCAUAAUGGUCUCCCAUGAAACAAAAAAAUCUGUAUAUAGUGUUCUAUCAUCAAAUGCUUCAUGUGACUGGAGAAGCCAUUCAAUGUCAAGCUUUCCGUCAGAAUUGAGCUUAUGCUCAACUCCCUCCCUCAGAUUCCUAGACACGGGAUCACAAAAUUAUGAAAGGAAUACUCAUGGAUGCAUUUCAGCUAUCAAGGGCUAUGGUGGUGGUGUGGGCAUAUUUUCCUUGGCUUUAAAAUGUUGUAAUGUUCUCUAUAGUGGAUCCUAUGGCAUUCAAGCGUGGCAUCAUGAUGCACAGAACCCUGCAAAACAAAGAUGCACCUUCGGUUCUGGAGCUGUGAAGGCCAUCAGUUUUGCUGGUGAUAAACUAUUGAGUGCACAUGAGGACCAUAAAAUCAGAAUCUGGAAAUUGUCUGAGGAUCGCCAUCCUAAACUUAUCUGUUCGCUGCCCACAGUGAAAGACUACCUGAGGAACUGCAUAAAGCCUGGGAGUUAUGUUAAAGUCAGGAGGCAUAAAACAUGUUUGUGGAUACAACACAUUGAUACAAUAUCUUCUCUUGCUACAACAAAAGAUGGCCUAUUGUAUUCUGCUUCAUGGGAUAAAACAGUGAAGGUGUGGAGGCUAUCAGAUUCAGUCUGCAUAGAAUCAUUCCCAGCCCAUGUAGAUGCCAUAAAUUCAAUUGUGACCUCAGAUGAUGGCAUCCUCUACACUGCUUCUGCUGAUUCCAAGAUUAAAGUAUGGAAAAAAUGCUGCAGUGGACUAAGGACCAAACAUACCAUGAUCAGAGUAUUGGAGAAACACAAGUCUGCAAUUAAUGCUCUUGCACUUAGCUCUGAUGGUUCAGUUCUGUAUUCAGGAGGUUGUGAUAGAGAUAUCAUUGUUUGGGAGAAGCGAAGGAUAGAUGUAAAUGGAUAUGCAGAUGAUGACGAGCAUAUUAUGCAUGCUGUUAGUUUGCUCAGUGGUCACAUGCAGGCCAUCUUGUGCCUGGCUACUGUUAAAUCGGAUUUGGUUUGUAGUGGGUCUGCUGAUAAGACCGUCAGAAUCUGGAGGAGGGGAGUAGGUGAGUGUCAGAGCUGUUGCAUAGCCGUUUUGAAAGGCCAUAACAGUCCUGUCAAGUCUAUUACUGCAUGUUAUGAUGAUUUCGUAGGCUGUGUUACAUUUAGUGGAAGCCUAGAUGGAGAAAUAAGGGUAUGGUUAGGGCAUGGUCAUCUUAGGCUGCUUAAUUUGGAGGGCUUGUGACUUUUAUCCACCAUUAUGCUGAGGUAAGUGCUGUAAAGCGUGUGUGAUCCAGCUUUGAAAGGAGUCCGAGUACAAAAUUAUGAAUUCCAUACUGGACUGGAAGCAAAUCUUAUUGUACCUUUUUUUGGAUUUCCUUGAUUUGUGAUUGUUACCUUUGUAAUGUGUUUCUUAAUCAUAUAGGAUUUGGCUUACUGUGUGGUUAUAUUUCUUGGGUACUAAGAUCACUCACCGGCAUUCCCAACAGUAAGCGAUGCCCGGUGCCUUAAAGUUGUAAUCAAUAGCUAUUGACACACUAAUGAGCUUGUCUAUAUGGAUUUUUUUCCACGUUAUUAACUCCACUGUUCCUCUCUUAAGCAA